Chiroxiphia lanceolata (lance-tailed manakin) is the source of this 589-nucleotide messenger RNA. Its product is annotated as C-C motif chemokine 14-like. Gene Ontology annotation, cellular component: extracellular region. The coding region runs from base 1 to 375 and encodes 124 amino acids. The record is from RefSeq and is a predicted model, not a curated record. Gene Ontology annotation, molecular function: CCR chemokine receptor binding; chemokine activity. Gene Ontology annotation, biological process: cellular response to interleukin-1; positive regulation of ERK1 and ERK2 cascade; cellular response to type II interferon. NCBI's taxonomy places the organism in Eukaryota, Metazoa, Chordata, Aves, Passeriformes, Pipridae. The transcript has 3 exons.
AUGGCAGCUCCUCCUUGCCUGAGCUCACAGCUGAGCUCCUCCGAAGAGGCAGAGCAGUACCCGGAGAGGAAGAGCCUUCCCACAGCCCCAUGUUCCCUGCAAGGGACAGUCCUGCUGCUCGUGAUGCUCCUCACCCUCUCCCCACACUCCAGAGCAGCCCCUUACUCUCCAUCUGAGUGCUGCUUCCAUUAUGUAAAGGGUGCUCUCCGGCUGGCAAACCUGAAGGAUUGCUAUUCAACUUCCAAGGAGUGUUUUUUCCCAGCAAUUGUGUUUAAGACCAAGAACGGGACCAAAGUCUGCGCAAACCCAGAAGAGCCCUGGGUGAAGAGAGCAGUUGGGAAGCUCCAGAAGAGGAAAGAACCUCAUGCCCCAUGAUGUAGAGUGGGUGCCCUGGUUAAGGCUACCCAAAUUCUGGUGGGAAGGAGGGUCUAUAACCAUCCUCCCAGAAAGGAAUGCAGAGGUCUCAGCUGCUGGUGGGGGACACUGACUCCCCAGAGCCCUGAGCCGUGUCCACCAGCCAGGCACCAGCCCCUGGAGUGCUGCUGGUCCUGCCAGCACCUGCCUGCUGAUCACAGCUACAAAAUAAAGU